AAAAUCAUUAAAGAGGCAAACUGAAAGUAAAAGAGAGAAUCCCCCUAUGAAAAAGUGGUCUCAACCGAGCGCCAUUUUAAAAGCAGCGUGAAACGCGUACGCAUUAUAAUUUAGAAAAACCACCAGGACAGUAAAAACUAGCCAUGGAUAGUGAUGAUGAGAAUGAUCGUCGUCGUCGGGAUAAGUUCCGUCGGGAACGAAGUGAUUACAGCGAUCGCAGAGACAGGGAUAACCGGAGGAGAGAUGACUGGAAUGAUCGUAGGCGACGUGAUACCCGAGACCUGAGGGACUGGAACCGGCGAGACUAUCAGGAUCGUGGGAGACGGGACAGGUACAGCCCCCCUCCCAGGGACCUGAGCCCACCGUCCAAACGCAUGAGGAGAGAUUGGGAUUCUGGCGGUGGUUACAAUAACUACAACAUGCCGUACGGCGGCGGUGGUGGCGGGAACCAGGGAUACGGUGGGCACCAGCAGGGCCACGGAGGCUGGGGCGGAGGCGGGAUGCAUAAUAUGCAGCAAGGGCCUCACCAUGGCAACCAGCAACAAAGGGGCGGGCCAGACCAUGACCACGGUCGUGGCGGACCCCACGGCCCGCACAUUAUGAGCUUCAAGCAGUUCCUCGCAUCGCAGGACGACAUGAUCGACGACACGGAAGCGGUGCGUAAGUACAACGAAUACAAGGUGGAGUUCCGACGCACUCAGCUCAGCGAGUUCUUCCUGGCCCACAAGGAGGAAGAGUGGUUCCGCUCAAAGUACUACCCAGAUGAAGCCGACAGGCUGAAAGCGGAGGGCCUGACGUCCGUCCGGCGACGCCUGCUGGUAUUCUUGGAGCUCAACGAAGGAGACUGGAUGGACAAGAUGAAGCUGCAGUCUGAUCGAAACGAUGAAGUUAGCAGGAUCCUUGACGCAGCUGUUAUCAAGCUGGAAGGAGGAACGCCCUUGGAUCUCAAGGCUCUGGAUCAGCAGUUCCUGUCGCCACGGCGACGGAUGACAUCAGAGACUCUGGGCUCGGCUCACAGCCCGAGGAAGGCAGAGGUUAAGAAAGAAAAAGAGGAAAUCAAGGUAGAGGUAAAAGAAGAGAAACCAGCAUCCACCGUUAAGGAGGAAGUCAAGAAAGAAGCUGAAGACAAGAAACCAGACGAGGCAGAGAUUGUCUCCCCAAAGAAGGAAAAGGUGCCAGAACCCGAGGCAGAAGGGGACAAAGAACCGAAGACAAAUGGAGAAGAGAAACCACAGGCCGGCGCAGAGAAACGAGGAAAGAAACGUAAGCGACGCCACGACAGCGAUUACGAGAACGACAGCGGCAGUAGCAGCAGCAGCGGUAGCAUCAGCAGUGGCAGUGAAUCGGAAUCCGAACCUGAACCCGCCCCUCCAGGCAUUGAUGAUGACGUCCUUCCGAGCGACAAACUCGAGGAGGACAAAGCGGCAGAGAAAGCUCGGAAGGAGGCGGAAGAAGACGACGGUGAGCUGAAGGAGGGCGACAAGGAUGGCGAGGAGGGGGAGGAGAUUCCUGUGCCCCGCCCACUCCACAAGACCUACUCUCUCUUCAUCAGGAACGUCUCCCCCAUGAUCACCAAAGGAGAGAUCGUCUCGUUGUGCAAGAGGUACCCUGGAUUCAUGCGAGUGGCUCUGGCUGAGCCUCAGCCCGAUAGGAACUUCCAGCGACACGGCUGGGUGACCUUUGACCGGAGCGUGAACAUCAAGGAGAUCUGCUGGAACUUGAGUAGUAUCAGGCUGAGGGAGUGUGAGCUGAGCCCCGUGGUCAACCGCGACUUGGCCAACCGCAUCCGCAGCGUCAGCGGCAUCACGGCCCACAAGAAGAUCAUCCGCUCCGACCUCAAGCUCGCCGCCAGAUUAGUCCAGCAGCUGGACGACCAGCUCCGCCUCUUCCGUCCCGAGGAGGAGGCACGGUACAUGCGGGAGGAGGCCGAGAAGAAGAAACGCAAAGAGGAAGAAAAGAAGAAGCGAGAAGAGGAAAAGAAAGAUGAAGAUGAUGGGGAGAAAAAGGAGGAGGAAGAGCAACGGGAGAGCUCUGCAGAAGAGAAGGAACCAGAAUGGAUUAUCAUUCCGGCAAAGUAUAAGUCCAACCCAGUCCUGGAGAACAUCACAGAUUACCUGGUGGAGGAAGUGAGUGCAGAGGAAGAUGCUCUGAUGGGAGCCAAGCCAGAGGAGGAAGGAGAAGAGAGUAGCGGCGAGGUGCUGUUCCUCAAGGAUGAGGAGCUGAAUAAGGUUCUGGAUCGUCUGCUGAUGUACCUUCGCAUCGUACACUCCGUGGAUUACUACAACACCAGUCAGUAUCACAUUGAGGAGGAGAUGCCCAACCGCUGCGGUAUUAUGCAUACGAGAGGACACAACCCGCCCACCCGAAUCACGCACAAGGACUUGACAACCUGGAUCAGCAACUUCGAGACCAAGCUGUCCUCUCUCCUGAACGCCGCCACCAUCAUACCAGACGAAGAAUUGGUCAAAAUGGGCAAGAAAGACCCAGAAUCGGAGGUUGAGAAGUUCGUCAAGGCAAACACCCAAGAGAUCGGCAAGGAUAAGUGGCUGUGCCCGCUCAGCGGCAAGAAAUUCAAGGGGCCGGAAUUUGUCCGGAAGCACAUCUUCAAUAAGCACGGCGACAAAGUGGACGACGUCAGAAAGGAGGUUACAUUCUUCAACAACUACCUGAAAGACACCAACCGCCCAUCACUUCCUGAGCCCCUGUCCCAGAAGCCCCCGGGGGGUGGGGACAGGCCCGGUCAGGGUGACAUGCAAGGGGGUGGGGGAGGCAUGGGCUACCAACAGCAGCAGCAGCAGCAGCAGUUUGGGGGGCCUGCGAUGGGGUACGGCGGUCAGCAACAAGGGGGGAAUUUCGGCAGCAAUCGCGGCUUCAAUCAAGGUCCUCAGUUUGGGCACCAGCAGCAGCAGCAGCCUUCGUUCCAGCGUGGUGGUGGCUACGGCGGGGGAUUCAACAGGCAACGCACUAGAUUUACGAAACGCGGGGAUCAGCUGUCGACAAGAAAAGAUCCAAGACACAUCGUGAACUACCGGGAUCUUGAUGCGCCAAACGAUGACGACUUCUUUUAAAAGUCAAGUAAGACUCUGGUCAACACUGUCCAAAACCCCCAUCCCCAUCCCUACUCCCAUACCCUCCCCCACCCCCACCCCCACCCCACCUCUAUCGUCUCCCCCACCCAAAAUGUUCCUCCCCCUCCCUAAAAAAUAUUCGUCACCCUUACAUGGCAGAAAAACAAAGCAAUGGCCCAAAAUCCUGGGGAUCAUUGUUUUCUGCAACACCAUCCACCGUUGUAUCCCCUCCUCCAAAAAAUGUGAAAUAACCGAAGUACUUGGAGGUCAAUUUGUUCUGUAACACCACUCGGUGUGAAACAUUAUUUGUGAGUCCAAGUUUUAACAUUUGUAAUAACCUGGCUUGUCAAAUGGGUGUGUUUAGGGGUUAAUGGGGGGGGGGGCAGUUAAGUUUUAUAAUUUUUUUAAUUUUGUUAAGGUCAAACUCUUCAACUUUCAUCGGUGUUUUAAAAAAUACUGGAUUCGUACAAGAACACAUACAAGUGGACUGAGAAUGUGGUUAACAAAUUCUGUGUAGUUGUGCAAGCAAGCGUUAAUCAUUAAUUAUUUUCUGGUGGUGUUCAAAGUAAAUGUUUAGUAAAUAAUUUUUUAACAAGAUAAUUUGCGUUUUGUAAAAGACUGUGUUUGCUGUAGAGAUGUGCUCUGUAUAUUAAAAAGUAAAAUCUCUGUGGUUUAAAAUUAAAAAAAACCUGUAAUUCAAUGUGCUGUUUUCAGUUUUGUGAGAAUUAAAUUGAAUUUUGAUUUUUGCUCGGAAAAUGAUCCAUUUCUGUAUGCUUGGUUUUUAAAUAAAGAGGAUUACAUGUUCUCGGUCGAAGGUUA
Patiria miniata (bat star) is the source of this 3887-nucleotide messenger RNA. RefSeq names its product serrate RNA effector molecule homolog (gene srrt). The transcript has 21 exons. Gene Ontology annotation, cellular component: nuclear body. Lineage: Eukaryota; Metazoa; Echinodermata; Asteroidea; Valvatida; Asterinidae. Gene Ontology annotation, molecular function: nucleic acid binding. Bases 144 to 3068 code for a protein of 974 amino acids. Gene Ontology annotation, biological process: primary miRNA processing; mRNA processing. The record is from RefSeq and is a predicted model, not a curated record.